UGAGCUUGCCAGCGAUCUCAUUGGUAGCUUGGGUGCUUUCGCGGACUGCCAUCGCCCGCUCGAUGGGCAUGAGGGUGGUGCCAAUGCAUUUUUUCCAUUGCAUUCGCGACAUGUUCUCGUCAAACUUGCUGCCUUUCUUUUCACACUCAUACGAUGGAAACGGACUCGCGCCUGGUUACUGGCUUCAAAUCGACCCAAGGAGUUCAGCAUGCGCAAACCCCCGGUGGCGGAAAUCUGUUGAUCACUUGCUUUGGCAGAGCCAUGAUAGCGAUGGCGUUCAAGCCCACAACCCGUCAGAACGAGAGGAUGGUGCACGCCAAUGUUUUUGUUGUCCCACACUUGGUCAAGAACUCGAUUUCCACCAUGUCUUUCACAAGAUCAGACUUCGCCACGUUCUCAGAUGCCCGCGUCACAUUCCAAGAUGGCUCCAGCCGGAAGAUGCGCAUCGGCACUGACGGACAUGCAGGCUAUCCUUCCCCUGAGCUCAUCAUUUGGGAAGCUGGAAUGCAGAUGCCUGAAGUGCGAGUCAUAUUUGAGGCCCGAAGCCAUCCGAUCCCACUGGCUGCCAAAGUAGGCCAGUCGCUCAGCAGGAAGAACAAAGCAAUGCUUUGGCAUACAGGUGUGGCGUUCCAUUUCGCCGCGCUGCUUCAGUUGCUACCUGUCCUGAGUUCCUGGCGACAGUCCGCUAAACCUUCCUGCCGCAUGUGACACCUGCAUUGUAAACAAAGCAACGCUCAGUACAGCAACACCUCUCAAGAGACUUACACCUGCUUGGAUACGGUGCCUACCGACCUCAUCGAACCAUUGCCUUCCUCCACCUGCACUUACAUUCAGGCCAUCGUCGAUCACCACUCUGGCAUGGAGGGCACAACAAUUGCACAGCAAGAAUGAGGCUUUCCCAGAAAUCCAGACGUGGCGGAAAGUGGUGCUGUUAGUGAGGCGGAGAGUUGCUCCGCCGGAUCCACUGCGAUCAAGGCAAAUUGUGGUCGAGCGGCUUCCGAGUGUGGGCUGCAGGCCCCGGUAUCAGGACGUCCGCAAAACCAGUU
Molecule: messenger RNA, 1046 nt
Organism: Tilletiaria anomala UBC 951
Lineage: Eukaryota; Fungi; Basidiomycota; Exobasidiomycetes; Georgefischeriales; Tilletiariaceae
Exons: 1
Coding region: 154-708 (184 amino acids)
Source: RefSeq, a predicted model, not a curated record